Rhineura floridana is the source of this 1187-nucleotide messenger RNA. RefSeq names its product gremlin 1, DAN family BMP antagonist (gene GREM1). Gene Ontology annotation, biological process: animal organ morphogenesis. Gene Ontology annotation, molecular function: BMP binding; receptor ligand activity. The coding region runs from base 186 to 749 and encodes 187 amino acids. The transcript has 3 exons. Lineage: Eukaryota; Metazoa; Chordata; Lepidosauria; Squamata; Rhineuridae. The record is from RefSeq and is a predicted model, not a curated record.
GCAGUCCUGAGGAAAAUUCCCUUUUGAAGCUUCUGUCUGCUUUGCAGGGAAAUUCGCACAUGCAACUGUUUAAAAUGGGCUCAGGUUUCAGUCAUUGAACUCAACAGAGGAGAGGUUGGUCCAGGUCAGUACUAAGCCCUUUGAAAGCCUACACCAAAAACUUUCUUCUGGAAAUGGGAUGAAGGAUGGCUCGCACAGUUUCUGCAGUUGGUGUUCUUCUUCUGUUUGGACUUCUGCUGCCCACAACAGAGGGGAAUAAGAGGAAUGUUGGCUCCCAAGGCGCCAUCCCCCCUCCUGACAAAGAUCAGCCCAAUGACUCGGAACAGACGCAACAGCAGCCACCGCCACGGCGGCAGCCAGGCACCAGAACCCGUGGCAAGGAGAAAGUCAACACUCCAUCUGCUGAAGAGGUACUGGAGUCAAGCCAAGAGGCACUGCAUGUCACCGAGCGAAAGUACCUGAAGCGGGACUGGUGCAAGACGCAGACCCUGAAGCAAACCAUCCAUGAGGAAGGCUGCAACAGCCAGACUAUUAUCAACAAAUUCUGUUACGGACAGUGCAAUUCCUUCUACAUCCCCAGGCAUGUCCGCAAAGAGGAAGGCUCCUUCCAGUCCUGUUCCUUUUGCAAACCUAAGAAGUUCACCACCAUGUCUGUUACACUGAACUGCCCAGAGCUGCAGCCCCCAAGGAAGAAAAAGAGGAUCACACGAGUUAAAGAAUGCCGCUGUAUAUCCAUAGACUUGGACUAGGAGAUGCCAUGUGGGAUAUUCCAGCUGUUGUCAUUGCUUCCUUGGCUACAGGUGCUUAAAGCAGUUAGGUCUGAAUGGGACACAAACCAGAGAAUUGCAACAAUCAAUGUAUGUUUAUCUGUGUUCAAGUGUGAACUUAUACAUCAAAUACAAAAGCAUGCGUAUGGAGUCACACUACCACUUGGGGUGCAAGUUGUCACUUAAUCCUAUUCUUAGGUUCAGUAUCUCACUAAUUCACCUGUGUGCUGCGGCCCCUGCACUUCCAUCUUUCACCAUUUUCUGUGCCAUUGACUCUUGUAUCUGUUGUAAGUGGGGGCAUUAAUGUGCUCUAGAUCCAGUUAUUUCUACAAGAAAAUGUUAAAAGGGGUUUGGUAGUGGACUGUUACAGAAGCUCGCAUUGAUAAUGAUACUUAAUAAAUGAUGUAUUUAUAACUGGAA